CCUCCCUCCUCCAUAUAACGCCUUUCUCUUCUCCCCUUACCGACAUCAGGCAGGACCGUUGUCAAUUCUUUCCAAAGCGUCGACCGGUUCGACCUAUUUCUCUUAUUUCUUCACUACUGUCCAACUCAGUCACCACACUUCGGCUCGCGAGACGAGAUUCAUUUUGCUUCGGACACGAUGGCCGCUGACUUGCUCGAACUGCGUCUUCCCGUCGACCUUGCUCCGCCAGAGCAGGUUCCGCACCAGCUGCAGAACUACAUUUCUCCCGAAGCAUGGCAGGCCCGCGUACGAGCUGUGAUACGCAAAGGCGGUCGCUACAUCAAGCCAGGCUUCGAUAUGGUCUGGGGGAUCAUUGCCUUCAUAAUGGUCCUAGCUUUGCCUAUCGCGAUGUACUUCGUUGCCCUCCGCGUCCUGCCCCACGAGGCCGACGACAACGUCACGUUCGAAGUUGGGCCAAACUUCGUCGUGACAGACGACGCGAACAGAAUCUGGAAGGCGCGCGGUAUCAGCAUAGGCACGUUCUUCGGUGUCAUCCUCCUCAUGUGGGGUCCCCUCUUCCUGUGGAAGCUCCAUGGGAAAUCGCAAGUCAACAAGAUGCUCGAGCGGUUCGAAAACGAGGACCGCGCUGUCAGGCCUGGUGCCCCCGUCCCCAUUUAUAGGAUAUCCAGGCCCACGAUCGGUGCCACCGCGCUUCAACUGAACAUCAGCGUUCCCGGGACGUCCGCGCCUACCUCAUUCCAAACUGGCUCGCAGCCGCCCUCUUACAUCGUCAACGCCCCGCCUGACCCCGCCACCGCCUAUGGGACUAGGUUCGGCCAGGCACCCCUUGUUUCAGGCCAGGGGGUGCCGCUCUACAACCAGUACGAUGAAAAGGUCCCUGACUACAGCGGCCCGCCGCCGGGUGUCUACAUGCCUUACGACGAGAAGCGCGAGUUCGAAAGCUUGCCCGUUUGAGUGCCAUUGCCGUUAUAUGCCUGCCUGCCUGCCGUCGUGCUUUGUGUCCAAGAGACUUUUGCGUCGUCCGCUCUGUAUCCUAGCUGGACUGCUUUCUGCUGGCGACUUGUGGUGCCCAAGCUCGAGAUGGACAGCAUUCAUUUUUCUUUUGCUUCCCUUUUCUUCGACUUGUACUGUACCCCGUUGUAGAAUCGCACACAAACUAGCUUUGGCUUGUUCCUCCUCUGGCAGAGGCAUGUCAUCCUGUAUUCUAGCAAUGCAGUCAGUCUCAACGG
This is a messenger RNA of Postia placenta MAD-698-R-SB12, 1229 nucleotides long. RefSeq lists its product as hypothetical. Lineage: Eukaryota; Fungi; Basidiomycota; Agaricomycetes; Polyporales; Adustoporiaceae. The record is from RefSeq and is a predicted model, not a curated record. The transcript is spliced from 7 exons. Bases 178 to 954 code for a protein of 258 amino acids.